AUGUCUACAAGGGCCACAGAUGAUGGCCACCUUGGAGGGAUGAAUGCUCCUGGUGAUGAGAGGUCGAGUAAGAACGAGGCAGGGUCAAAGGAGCAUGUCGAGAUUCUCAACCUCUCGGUGCCGAAUCUUGAAUAUGAUAUUUUGGACGAGGAGCCCGCACUUCGUGCUCGGACGUACAUUGCUCUUGCUGCCAUGUUCAUGAUGAACCUGGUGAUGCUUGUUGCGCUCAUGGGUCCGCCUACUUUCUUGACCGCUAUUGGAGAGGAUUUUAACGACCAAAGAAAUGUCACUUGGGUUGUCAAUGCUCUUGGCCUUGUCCAGGGUGUAUUAGGACCUUUGAUUUCCUCAGCCUCAGAUUUGUUCCAAGCUCGAAAACCAUUAUUGUUGGGCUCAUGUGUUGUAUCAUUCAUUGGUUCAGCCAUAGCAGCACGAGCUGGGACGAUAUAUCAGCUUGUUGCUGCACAAGCAUUAAUUGGUGUCGGUUUUGCAAGCGUUCCCCUUGCCUACUGUGUCCCAAGUGAAAUUGUGCCCAGAAGAUGGCGUCCGAUGACACAAGCUACUAUGAAUACUGCAGCCUGUAUCGGCGCUAUCGUUGGACCGGUUAUUAUGGGUGGUUUCCUCCAAGUUGAUGGAAGGAGUGGAUGGCGGAAUUUCUUUUGGGUCCAAAUGGGUCUCUGGGGAUUCACCGCUUUUGGCAUCUUUGUUGGUUAUCGUCCCCCCAAGCGGCAUGCAAGGCUAGAUCACCUCUCAGUGCUCCAGAAAAUCAAGCAAAUGGAUAUCCCUGGCUGUACCCUACUUACUAUUGGUAUCACCUUGCUCCUUACCGGACUCAAUCUUGCAGGCGGCAUGUAUUCCUGGACUAAUUCUCGUGUUCUUGUCACUGUUAUAGUUGGGGCUGUCACAUUGGGAGCUUUUGGACUAUAUGAGUGGCGUGGUACUCAGACGGGGAUUUUCCAUCAUGAAAUCUUCAACGGACCAAACGGUACCGGGAAGACAGCGACCAUUUCCAUUUGCCUUAUCGGCGUAGAAGGCUUCGUGGCCUCUGCAUACUACUUGUUUUAUCCAAUCCAGGUGGCAACUCUCUUCACGACAGUACCUAUGAAGGUAGUUGCUCGUCAGGAAGCAUUCUGGGUUGGGUGUACUAUAUCUGGCCUUGCUUUUGGCUAUGUUAGCACGAGAUUCAGGAUUGUUCGAGAGCUACUCGCUGCUGGGCUCUUGAUUUUCACUGCUGGUCUUGUUGGUCUCGCUACGAUACAACCAGGGCAUUCGCUGAAUUCACUUAUCUUUGUCACUUUAGCAGGAAUUGGAUUCGGAGCUGUGCUUAUUCUUGUGGUCGCAAGUGUUCAUCUUUGUACACCACACAAGCUCAUAGCGACGGCGACAGCGGUGGUCACCACAACACGUGCCCUAGUAGGGGGGGUUGCCACUGCGGUUUUCUCUGCGGCAUUUCGCACAGCUCUCGAGCAGAAACUUCCCCUUUACGUCUCUGAAGCUGCUGUUAGCAACGGACUCCCCAUAGAGUCCCUUCCUACAUUCAUAGCAGCAUUCCUCAACAAUGAUAGCUCCGCAUUGAGCAGCAUUGAUGGAAUCGACACAACAAUCAUCACCGCCAGCGCUGCUGCCAUGAAGCAGGCCUAUGCCGACUCGGCGCGGAUUCCCUUCAUUAUCGCGGCUCCAGUCUCCGCACUAGCGAUUUUGUCGUGCUAUUUCCUGUCAAACCUGCAAAAGGAAAUGAACUAUCGAGUGGACGCACCCGUGGAAGUCCUACAGACCAAACACGAAAAGCAGCACAAUAGCUCUGGCACGGCAUAA
Molecule: messenger RNA, 1812 nt
Organism: Exophiala aquamarina CBS 119918
Lineage: Eukaryota; Fungi; Ascomycota; Eurotiomycetes; Chaetothyriales; Herpotrichiellaceae
Exons: 5
Coding region: 1-1812 (603 amino acids)
Biological process (GO): transmembrane transport
Molecular function (GO): transmembrane transporter activity
Source: RefSeq, a predicted model, not a curated record